AUGCUUUGGUCGUGCAGCUUUCAUCAUUCUUCUGAACGACAUCAGCAGCAGCACAAACUACAUGAAGUCAGAGAACAAAACUCUGUCAAAAUCAUCCACCUCAGAUACAAGUCUCCACCAUCUCAUAAAAUAGAUAUUUAUGCCCACGAAUACCCUGGUACGGACGAGAGUAGGGAGACUCCUCUAUCCUACUCAAAAUGCUCUCACACGGCCACGUGUAUACAACCGACCACCCAUUCGAUGUUGGCCCACCAACACUUGGAGAGAUCAGCAUGGCCAUCAGACAAAUCAAGAGCGCAAAGCAGCAGGAACAUACAACAUUCCAGCAGAGGCAGUAAAAGCAGACGUAGCGGUAACUGCAAAGAUACUACACAUUCUCUUCAAUACGAUUUGGGAUGAAGAACAA
This is a messenger RNA of Schistosoma curassoni, 406 nucleotides long. NCBI's taxonomy places the organism in Eukaryota, Metazoa, Platyhelminthes, Trematoda, Strigeidida, Schistosomatidae. The record is from the annotation of a GenBank genome assembly.